Molecule: messenger RNA, 1800 nt
Organism: Serpula lacrymans var. lacrymans S7.9
Lineage: Eukaryota; Fungi; Basidiomycota; Agaricomycetes; Boletales; Serpulaceae
Exons: 5
Coding region: 1-1800 (599 amino acids)
Biological process (GO): meiotic chromosome segregation
Cellular component (GO): chromosome, centromeric region; nucleus
Source: RefSeq, a predicted model, not a curated record
AUGAGCAGACGCGAGCCGCGUGUGUCCCUCAACAUUAGACAAAACGACGCUUUAAACGAGUUUGAAAACUGUAUGUUCACUUCAUCCGUUGCCAGGCUGAUCGUUAAUUUCCUUCGGUGGCUUCCAGUUAAGAAGAAAUUUCUCCUCGCCAACAAACAUAUCACCAAGCUUAAUUCCACCCUUAGCGUACGGAUCGAAGAACUUAAUGCCCAGAUAUCCACCCUCUAUGUCGAAAACCUCCGUCUGCGAGCGUCCGAAAUUGCUCUUACAGCACAAUUGAAGAAGGAACGAGAAAAAUCCAGGAAAGUCAUGGCAGAUACAGAGACUGCGACCAUCAGUUUGACGAAACAUCUCCACCUUCUUCGGCAGUCUUUCAACAUUCCCUCUGGCCAUUCUCCUCCUCCAUCCGAUCCUCCUCCUCCGCAGGCUCGCCGUCCCAACAUCGAUCCUCAUGCCUCGCCUCAAGUACCUCGCCUGUCCCGUGCACCUACCAUACCCGGUAUCUAUGAAGAGGAAGAAAUUGGCUCGUCUCUUGAAGCGGAUGAAGAGGACAUGAGCUCGAUUCCAAACCUUGGGCCCCCUCGGAAGGCGAAAGCACGACUUUCAGCGUCGCGGCUUCCACUACCAGCUCGGGUAGCCUCUCCUCCGCCUUUGCCAACGCCGCUUCACAUCAACUUGCAAGAACAAGUCGUUACAGGAAAGAAAAAAUCUGCGAGGAGACGAAGUGGGCUACUGAAAUCGACUACCGAUGCUUCUGGUGUCGAUGCUGAUGACAUUUGUGAAACAUUGAUUCCGCCACGGCCUGCUAGCCCAGCCUUCGGUUCUCCUGUCAGAAGAGAAGCAGGUUUGGCCGAGGAGAACGAAGAGAAACUCGUAGCUCAUGAUAUUUUAGCAGAUGAGGAUCAGGAUGAAGUCAUAUCUUUGCCAAGGAAGGAAAAGAAGGAAAAGAAGUCGAAGCUUAAAGAGCGAGAUGUUGAGGGAGAAGCUAGCGAAAGUGAGAGAGGAAGAGAACGUGAGAGAAAGAGGAGAAGAGAAGAAGAGUAUGGCAGUGCUGCUGAAGGAAGUAAAUUCAAACUUAAGGACGUCACCAAUUCACCACGCAGUCGUGCACUCCUGCCACCAUUGGAUAUCAAUACCUCAGAUCGCGACCGCCAACGUACACCCGAGACAGAAGGACCCACACCCAUAUCCGCCGCGACAUCUUUAGCUACCACCCGAACAUUCCUGUCCACGCCAGCUACAACUCCUGCAACCACUCCCCAAGUAUCGUAUCUACCAACACCACGGUCAUCGAGUAGUCCUAUUCCUCCCCAAAAUUCAACCUCUUCUGAGGCUGAUGCAAAUGCUGCCAGUGGACGUGAACGUAGAGCCAGGAGAAGUGUGAAUUAUGCCGAACCUAAACUCAACACGAAAUUGCGGAAACCUGAUACCACACUCGGCCUGUCCACGGCGUCGUCAUCCAAGAAACGAUCAUCUGUAGCUUCGCUCACCGAUGGCCCUGAACCGAGGUCGUCCCUCGAAGGACCUCUACAAACUAGGGGCUCGCCCCCUGUAUCACGAACUUCCUCGUCGUCCAGUUCAGGCACCAACCCUCUAACUACUUCUACGGUUAAACGGAAAAAGUCUCGUCCUCACGUUUUCACGGAGGAUGAUGAAGAGAGUGAGGGAACUCAAGCUGAUGCAGAAUAUGGCAGCCUAAGUGGAUGGGUGACGAUCGACGGUAGACGACGAAGUGGCAAUCACCACAGUGCCAGAGCCAUCGAGGCUGACGAGGGUAGGAGACAUAGCAUGGCCGUUUAA